This is a messenger RNA of Oncorhynchus gorbuscha (pink salmon), 2827 nucleotides long. RefSeq names its product acid-sensing ion channel 1-like. Bases 771 to 2459 code for a protein of 562 amino acids. NCBI's taxonomy places the organism in Eukaryota, Metazoa, Chordata, Actinopteri, Salmoniformes, Salmonidae. The record is from RefSeq and is a predicted model, not a curated record. Gene Ontology annotation, cellular component: membrane. The transcript has 10 exons. Gene Ontology annotation, biological process: sodium ion transmembrane transport.
UCGGACCUCUCCCUGCGGAUAUAACCGCGGUUCUGCCAAAAGACAGACACAAAGGAACGACGGAUAUGAAUUCGUUUUCAACAGGGAGCUGAAGCUGGACAGUCAACAUACCUCCAUGACGUGCGUUUCUCCUUUUUUUUCAGUCAACAAUUAAUCUGAGACCAACGCUCGAUGACCGAACGUGGUCCAUAUCUUUCACAGCUGUAACUGCUUUACGCGUUUUGAGAUCGGCUACCUGGACUUGACACGACCGCACAGAAGCAGUGUUUCCGAACACCGUCCAACGAUCAAGACUUUUCUUGCGGAAAAGAGAAGCAUUUUGGUGACUCAUAGGCUACUCUUGAAUUAUUAGCUUCAUGUUGACUCUUACUGAGAAUUCAUGUGCGCCUGACUUCAAUGUGGGAAUCCUGCGUUUUUUGCAUUCCGCCUUUUGGAUGGUGAUAACUACGCGACAGCAAAUCCCGCGCUGGUUUCCCGCACGUUCUGGCAGUUAGUCGUUAAAUAGCUAUUACUUGCCUAUUGCCAGGUGUAUCGGAGAUGCCACAGGUGCAUGGUAUGGAUUUUAUAUGAAGCAGAUGCUCAAAGAUCACAUAUUAUUCAGUGUACGAAAUUGAACGAGUACAUGAUUCUGUAGCGUGUGUUCUUUUUAUCAGCUUGGAUAGAUAGUUGAAUACGGCUGUGAGGCGAAGUAAUUUACCCGCCUUCUGAACUGCAAACAACUUCAAUGUCCCUCCGCAUUCUGUAUAGCUAUUAACCCAGGCUGUAACACAAUGGACCUCAAAGUAGAAUCAGAAGAAAUGGACUGCAAAAAGCCACCCGCUAUUGAAGUUUUUGCGCACAACUCAACGCUGCACGGAAUUUCGCACAUCUUCACCUAUGAGCGAGUCUGCGUCAAGCGUUGUCUAUGGGUCGUGUUCUUCCUGGGCUCCUUGACUUUAUUAAUGUUUGUGUGCGUGGACCGUAUACACUUCUACCUGGAGUAUCCGCACGUCACCAAACUGGACGAGAUCUCGACCCCGAUGAUGGUGUUCCCCGCUGUCACGUUCUGCAACCUAAACUUUUUCCGCUUCAGUCACGUGACGCGCAAUGACCUGUACCACGCAGGGGAGCUGCUCGCGCUGCUCAACCAGAGAUAUGAAAUUAGGGACACCCACCUGGUGGAGGACAGUGUUCUGGAGGCCCUGAAGGACAAAGCUGACUUCCACAACUUCAAGCCCCGCCCAUUCAACAUGCGCGAGUUCUAUGACCGCACAGGACAUGACAUCAAGGACAUGUUGCUGGCGUGUCACUUCCGGGGGGCCGAGUGCAGUGCCGAUGACUUCCAAGUGGUGUUCACUCGCUAUGGGAAGUGUUACACGUUCAACGCGGGGGGUGAGGGCCGCACACCUCUCAUAACUACCAAGGGAGGGAUGGGUAACGGGCUGGAGCUCAUGCUGGACAUUCAGCAGGAUGAGUACAUCCCUGUGUGGGGAGAGACGGAUGAGACCACGUUUGAGGCUGGGAUCAAAGUUCAGAUCCACAGUCAGGAGGAGCCUUCCUUUAUCGACCAGCUGGGCUUUGGGGUGGCACCUGGGUUCCAGACCUUUGUUUCCUGUCAGGAACAGCGGCUGAUAUAUUUGCCCCCACCCUGGGGGGACUGUAAGGUGACACGGAUAGACUCAGAAUUCUUUGAGUCCUACAGCAUCACCGCCUGCCGUAUCGACUGUGAGACGCGCUACCUGGUAGAGAACUGUAACUGUCGCAUGGUACAUAUGCCUGGAGAUGCCCCAUACUGCACCCCUGAGCUGUACAAAGAGUGUGCUGAUCCAGCUCUUGACUUCCUGGUGGAGAGAGACAACGAUUUUUGUGUGUGUGAGACACCGUGCAACAUGACCAGAUACAGCAAAGAGCUGUCCUUCGUCAAGAUCCCCAGCAAGGCCUCUGCCAAGUAUCUGGCCAAGAAAUACAACAAGUCAGAGCAAUACAUAGCUGACAAUAUCCUGGUUCUGGACAUCUUCUUUGAGGCUCUAAACUAUGAGAUGAUCGAACAGAAGAAAGCCUAUGAAGUAGCAGGACUUUUAGGUAUUUCAAUGAUGACGAGCAAAAAACAUGGAUUCUCUUUUAAAGGAUACUUUGUUGGGAAUGUGUAUCUUUUGGAGAAGUUUAUUAUCUUUGAUCAUUUUGUCCUUCUCUGUUCCCUCCCAGGUGAUAUUGGUGGUCAGAUGGGUCUUUUCAUUGGAGCCAGUCUCCUUACUAUUCUGGAGCUGUUUGACUACAUCUAUGAGGUGAUAAAGUACAAGCUCUGUCGAAGCUCAGAGAAGAAACACAAACACAGCAACAACGACCAGGGAGCUGUUCUGAGCCUGGACGAUGUGAAAUGUCACUCUCUCCGUGACAAUUCCCAUCCACCACCUCCAUACUCUGCCAAUAUGCUACCUUAUCACACAGAGCGAAGCAACUCAGAGGACUUCACCUGCUGAGCCAAUUAGAACACAAGGUAGUAAGGAAUUGAGCAUUUCAGUUUCAUUCAGAAGUAGAUAGAUGUCAGAGUAUAAAGCUUAUUUGUACAGAAUCUUGAUGAUGGGUAAUGCAUAACACUUCAAUAGCACUUAGAUCUCCACUGGUGCAAGAUUAGUGAUAGCCAUGUAUAGCUUGCUUGAUGAUAAUUACUGCAGCCCACAACGUCAUUGAAACUUGCUAUUUCAUCCCAUGUAUACGGAGCAAAUAUUUAGUCUAAACAUGUAACAAUUUCAACAAUUUUAAUGAGUUACAGUUCAUAUAAGGAAAUCAGUCAAUUGAAAUAAAUUCAUUAGGCCCUAAUCUAUGAAUUUCACAUGCCUGAGCAGGG